Microstroma glucosiphilum is the source of this 2530-nucleotide messenger RNA. Its product is annotated as pseudouridine synthase. The record is from RefSeq and is a predicted model, not a curated record. NCBI's taxonomy places the organism in Eukaryota, Fungi, Basidiomycota, Exobasidiomycetes, Microstromatales, Microstromataceae. Gene Ontology annotation, molecular function: pseudouridine synthase activity; RNA binding. Gene Ontology annotation, biological process: mRNA pseudouridine synthesis; tRNA pseudouridine synthesis. The transcript has a single exon. Gene Ontology annotation, cellular component: nucleus. Bases 141 to 2036 code for a protein of 631 amino acids.
CCGUACGAACCUACUCCACUACCGCCUGUCUUCCCACCCUGUCGUCCUGGUAUCGCCGUCUGGUAGCGAGCACUUCGAGGCUCUUACGUCCGACAGCAUCUUCGUCCAUCUUUCCGCAUCUUCCAGCAGCGCUUCGCAAGAUGGCAGAGCAGCAGCCAAAGGUCUCUCCCCCGCCUCAGGCCCAACCUACACCUGUGGGUGAAGAGGUCGCUGCCGCUUCCUCUUCUUCGGCUGUGCCGGCAGGUACAAAGCGAGCUGCGUCUCCCACCGGAACUGACGCUACAGCAGAGCCUAACGUAGCUACCGCUUCGUCGUCCUCAUCGUCUGCCCCAAAGCGCCCGCGCCGCAUUGACAAGCGCGGUGACCAAGACCGUGAAGCCUCCCCACCCAGAGCGACUGGUGCCGACGGAGAGAACGACGACGAUGCCGAGAAGCGUCUUCCCAAGCGCCGUGCUGCAAUCUUGUUCGGCUAUUGUGGUGUAGGCUACUCUGGUCUGCAGGUGAAUCCGGGAGUGAAGACCGUCGAGGGAGACAUCUUUGAUGUUCUGUGCCAGGCAGGAUGUGUCUCCAAGGAAAAUGCCGUGAAUCCGAACAAAGUCGGGCUGCAGAGGGCUGCUAGGACCGAUAGAGGAGUGCAUGCUGCGGGCAAUCUUAUCAACCUCAAGCUCAUCCUCAAUCCACCGGCUGUGCCCUCGGGAGACACAAAGGAGCUCAUCGACCACCUUAAUGGAAUGCUCCCGCCCCUGAUUCGGAUAUGGAAUAUCGUUAGAGUGCAGUCGGCCUUCAACGCCCGUGCCUCAUGCGACUCGAGGUACUACCAGUACCUUCUACCUACAUAUGCCUUCCUGCCACCAAGGCCAGGAUGCGCAAUGUGGAAGAUGUUCAAGGGUUGGGAAGACAAGGAAGAGGAAGCAGGUGGAGAGGAAGGCAAGAGGAGGCUCAAGCAGGCUCUCUAUCAUCCCUUCUGGGUUGACGCUCUCAAAGAGUACGAGGACGCAGUGGCAGCAGCCGUGACCGCUGUGUCUGAGCCAGCGAAAGAGGCAGACGCAAGCACAGAAACAGAGGCGAAGGUGGAGCCGGCCGUCAAGAGCGUCGAGGAGAAUGGAGCUGAUAGCGCCACGAAUGGCGCAGAAGCUGCUGCUCCUGCCGCCGAGCAGCCAUCCCAAUUCAAGAGGGAUACUGUCCGCAAGCGUCAAUGGCGCAUGGAAUCCGACGAGUACGGCCGCGAGACUCUCUCCCGUGUCCGCUCCCUCUGGAACUAUUUCCUCGGCACCAAGAAUUUCCACAACUACACCGUCGGCAAGCCCUUCAAAGAUCCUUCUGCCAAGCGCACCAUGAAGGAGCUGGAAAUUUCUGAUCCCUUCAUCGUGAACAACACGGAGUACGUCUCUCUCACGCUGCACGGCCAGUCUUUCAUGCUGCAUCAGAUCCGAAAGAUGGUCGGUCUUCUCGUCCUCGUCGCCCGUUCUCCCGCGCCAGAAACUUUAAUGAAGGAGACGUUCAGCGCAAAGAAGAUCCACGUUCCCAAGGCCCCCGCGCUGGGUCUUUUGCUCAACUCGCCCGUCUUUGGAGGAUACAACAUCAAGGUCCGCCAACACAAUGCCUCUCUCGGUCCACGCUUCGCUGCAGGUAAAUUGACUGCUGAAGAGCGCGAGGAGCAGAAGAGGGAGGAAAUCACCUAUGCCCCUUUGAAGGGGGAGAUGGAAGAGUUUAGAAUGAGACAUAUCUACCAAACGCAAUAUGAGACUGAGGAAAGGGAAGACGAGUUUGCGAAAUGGCUCAAUUACAUCGACGCAAUCGUCGGCAAUGAUUUCCUUUACCUCAAUGGAAAGGGAGUCAUCCCGCCAGAGUCGGUCGUGGGUAGUGGAGCUAGUAAGAGUGGACAGCCCAAGAAGGAGCAAGAGAAGAGUGAGAUAGUCGGGGCAGAGCAGGGCAAGGAGAAGAAGAUCGCUGGAGCUGGAGGGGAGGCAGAGUACCAUGAGAGCGACGAUGAAGACGACGUCGUCGCGGGCAAGGGAGCUGAUUUGGAAGGCUGAAGAGCAAGGUACAUGCAGAUUAUCAUCAAUCGAUCCCUCACCUCAAUCGUACGAUGGAGCGAGACGAUUACGCGCGAAAUGUAUUCUCUACCGAAACCGAAAAGGCAAAUAUGUGUAGCAACGUGAACGUCAUUUAGUAAGCGUAUCGUCUAGGCAACAAGUACAGGGAGACUAUUUACAAGUGUGAAUGCAAAAGGGAAAGUCUAUGCGCGCGGGGAGAAGCGGGGGUCAUCUAUCGAGUCUAGAAGGUCUAUUGGUAGGGUAGAGCAGAAGAGGGAAAGAUGGGAACGACGAGAUGCCUGCUUUACCCCACCAGCGCGAGCAGCUGCAUUUGCGUCGUGACCGGCGGGAUAGCGACCAGCAGUAGACAGAGUGCCCCAAAGAGGAUGAACGACAGCGAUGCCACCGCCAUGACCCUGGGACGCGCAAUCAAGCUCGAAGCACCAAUCGCUCCCGAUGUACUUCCCAUUGCUAAACCAACAGUGAGAUGAUCG